Messenger RNA from Sinocyclocheilus grahami, 2207 nucleotides. RefSeq names its product 2-oxoisovalerate dehydrogenase subunit alpha, mitochondrial-like. Gene Ontology annotation, cellular component: oxoglutarate dehydrogenase complex. Gene Ontology annotation, molecular function: oxidoreductase activity, acting on the aldehyde or oxo group of donors, disulfide as acceptor. The record is from RefSeq and is a predicted model, not a curated record. The transcript has 9 exons. The coding region runs from base 34 to 1374 and encodes 446 amino acids. Gene Ontology annotation, biological process: branched-chain amino acid catabolic process. Lineage: Eukaryota; Metazoa; Chordata; Actinopteri; Cypriniformes; Cyprinidae.
ACAGACGCAAGACACCACGCACUUGACGUAAAGAUGGCGGCUGUUAGAGGUUUAACGAAAUUAUACGGUAUUGGGCUUCACGCGAUUCGUCAAAAUACUACGUUAAAAGCAACAACGUUUCUCCAGCAAAGAGCAUUCCGCGUAAAUGGAGCUCUUCGCCAGCAGCCGUUUGAUUCUUCAGCGGAGAAGCCGCAGUUUCCCGGGGCCUCGGCGGAGUUUAUUGAUCACCUGGAAUUUAUCCUGCCCAAUGUGAUCUCAGGAAUCCCUGUGUAUAGGGUGAUGGACAGACAGGGCCAGAUCAUCAAUCCGUCUGAGGAUCCUAAGCUUCCAAAAGAGAUGGUUUUGAAUUUCUAUCAGAAGAUGACAUUACUCAACACAAUGGAUCGGAUUCUUUAUGAGUCUCAGAGGCAGGGCCGUAUCUCUUUUUACAUGACCAAUUAUGGUGAGGAGGGCACACACGUUGGAAGCGCUGCGGCUCUUGAACCUACUGAUUUGGUCUUCGGCCAAUACCGAGAAGCUGGUGUAUUGAUGUACAGAGGCUUCCCUUUGGAUCUGUUUAUGGCGCAGUGCUAUGCCAACGCUGAUGACCUUGGCAAGGGUAGACAAAUGCCAGUUCACUACGGCUGCAAAGACCUCAAUUUUGUAACCAUCUCCUCACCACUUGCCACUCAGAUCCCCCAAGCGGCCGGGGCAGCGUACGCAGUGAAGAGGGAGAACACAAACCGUGUGGUGAUCUGUUACUUUGGAGAGGGGGCCGCCAGUGAGGGAGACGCACAUGCUGGAUUUAAUUUUUCUGCCACCCUUGAGUGUCCUCUCCUAUUCUUCUGCCGCAACAAUGGUUAUGCUAUCUCAACACCGACCAAUGAGCAGUACAGAGGAGAUGGUAUUGCUGCUCGAGGUCCAGGAUAUGGACUGAUGUCGAUACGUGUAGAUGGAAAUGAUGUUUUCGCAGUGUACAAUGCCACAAAGGAGGCACGACGCAGAGCGGUGGCUGAAAACCAGCCCUUCCUCAUUGAAGCCAUGACCUACAGGAUUGGCCAUCACAGCACUAGUGACGACAGCUCUGCAUAUCGCUCAGUCGACGAGGUGAACUACUGGGACAAGCAGGACCACCCCAUCUCUCGCCUGCGACACUACAUGACCGCCCGAGGCUGGUGGGGCGAGGACGAGGAGCGGGCCUGGAGAAAGCAGUCACGAAAACUCGUCAUGGAGGCUUUUGAAAGAGCCGAGAAACGUCUGAAACCCAACCCCGAGCUGCUGUUCACUGACGUCUACGAUGAGAUGAUUCCUCCUAUAGCCAAGCAGAGAGAUGCCAUGUGGCGGCAUGUCCAGCAGUAUAAAGAGCAUUACCCACUUGAUCUCUAUGAGAAAUAAUCCAUGAGCCGUGGACACAACUGUGAAGUUCCUUGCACAUGUCAGUUUGUCUGAAUAGUUUUUCUUUUUCCAUUUCUACAUUUGUAUUGAAUUAGAAAGCACAAUUAGUGAAAGAUGUGUUGUUAUCCUCCAUAUUUGCCACUAGAGGCCUCCGUACUGUCAUUUUGUGCCUUGGAAAAUGAUGUAAAAGGAGUUGUGAAAAUCGGUUGAAGGUCUUCUAUACUGGCCUAGUGUAGCAAAUGUUCUCAUUGUUCUAACAGCCCAUAAAUACAGUAUCAUUACAUUUGGCAUAGUGCUAUCAAUCCAUUCACUAGAAUUUCUUUAUUUAAAGCAUGAACAUCUUGAGUGAUUCCCCUGAUUUUUUUCCUUGAUACUCUAUGAAGAACAUUAAGUGUUCUUCAUUCAGUAUCUUUAAAAUGUGGGUUUUCAAAUCACUGUAAAUGUUCAGAAUUGGUUUCUCAUUUCUCCACAAACACUAAUACUCAUUACAGGUGAUGUGAUUGUGAUACAUGCUUUGUGAAAAGGUCAUUUGUGUGUAUUAUUACCCUCAGACUUUCCACUCCAAACUGAGCUAUUAAUACAGUAAGUACUCUUACUGUAAUAAUAAAUGGUUUGCGUCCUGUUAAUUUCCCCCCACAGAUGAUAAUGUUAAUAAGGACAUUCUAUUUAGCUGUGAUUUUCUGAUUGUUAAUAAUGAACUGAACAAACUUUCUGUGUGAGACUGACUCAACUGUUACAUGACAUGAUGAUUGUUGUGUUUGAGAUUUAUUCGGAUUAGCUUUAGGGGUUUGUAAAUUGUAUUUUAAACAAUAAAAAAUGCUCACAAAAUGUAA